ACAAGGGUGCCAAUCAAAGUGAUCAUCUUUGAUGCAUUCGAUACGCUCAUCACACCAAGGAGUGCGCCUUAUCUGCAAUACGCAGAAGAGGCUAGAAAGGUAGGAUUACAAGUACAAGAUGAAGAUGUCAAGAAAUCAUUUAAGAGUUCAUUCAAACAGCUAGCAAAACAGUAUCCUGUUUAUGGCUUGAAUACAGGCUUAUCUUCCCCAGAUGAUUGGUGGUUAAGACUAAUACAACAAACUAUGAUCGGAAGCGGUAUUCAACAAACAAAGGUGGAAGAUGCAAUGCCUAUUUUAGGACCCGCUUUGCUCAAUCGAUUCGGAAGCGCUGAAGCCUAUAAGCUUGCAGAAGGUGUCCCGGAUGUGUUUGAGAAGCUAAACGAAUUGAAAGGCCCAUCAAAUGCUGAUCUGACGUUGAGUCUAGCAACCAAUAGCGAUCAACGUAUUUUGAAUGCAUGCAAAGACCUUGGUCUUGGACGCUUUCUGGAUCUAGAUGUGGUAUACGAUUCCAAACGAGCUCCAACAAAUAUCUCAGAUGAAGAUCUAGGCUCUUCUGUCAAAAAAGCUCGAGAACCAGUAAGUGGACCAACGUUAUCCUACGAUGUUGGAUUCGAAAAGCCAAGUAAAGAAUUCUUUCAUUUCGCCGUUCAAAGAAUAUUCCCUUUUGAUCAGAGUCAACAGAUCACAUUGGCAGAAAUGUGUAAACAAACUCUCUAUGUCGGCGAUCAUUUCGAAGAAGAUUAUUUGGGCGCAAAAUCGGCCGGCUUACAAGCAGCUUGGCUAAGGCGA
This is a messenger RNA of Meira miltonrushii, 789 nucleotides long. RefSeq lists its product as uncharacterized. The annotation marks the transcript as partial. NCBI's taxonomy places the organism in Eukaryota, Fungi, Basidiomycota, Exobasidiomycetes, Exobasidiales, Brachybasidiaceae. The record is from RefSeq and is a predicted model, not a curated record. The transcript has a single exon.